Molecule: messenger RNA, 1034 nt
Organism: Cyprinus carpio (common carp)
Lineage: Eukaryota; Metazoa; Chordata; Actinopteri; Cypriniformes; Cyprinidae
Product: E3 ubiquitin-protein ligase TRIM35-like
Exons: 5
Coding region: 135-1034 (299 amino acids)
Molecular function (GO): zinc ion binding
Source: RefSeq, a predicted model, not a curated record
UCAGCGGAGAAGGAAGAGAUACACUUUCAUUAAGGAUUUUUGAGACGUUUUUAUUUGAACAGAAUUUUUCUUUUUAAAACCAUUAGUCAGAAAGAGAAAGUAAAGGUUAGAUUGCUGAAGCUCAAACACUGAAAAUGGAUUCUUUUAAAGAAGAGCUUUCUUGUCCUGUGUGUCAUGAAAUCUUCAAGUCUCCUGUUCUUUUAUCAUGUGGUCACAGUGUCUGUAAAGAGUGUCUUCAACAGUUCUGGAGAAUCAAGGGAACUCAGGAGUGUCCUGUCUGCAGGAGAAGAUCCUCAAGAGAUGAUCCUCCAUGUAAUGGUGUUUUAAAAAACCUGUGUGAGUCGUUCCUGAAUGAGAGAAAAGAGAGCCGUUCAUCAGAGUCUGAGGAGCUCUGCAGUUUACACAGUGAGGAACUCAAACUCUUCUGUCUGGAGGACAAACAGCCGGUGUGUUUAGUGUGCAGAGAUUCACAACAACACGACAAUCACACAUUCAGACCCAUCAGUGAAGUGGCUUCUUCAUGUAAGGAGGAGGUGAAUACAACACUAAAGUCGUUACAUGAGAAAGGUAAAAACAAAGAAAAAAUGAAAGGAGAUUUUGAGAAAACAGUUCAACACAUCAAGUCUCAAGCUGAUCAAACAGAGCAUCAGAUUAAACAGCAGUUUGAGAAGCUUCAUCAGUUUCUCAGAGACGAAGAAGAAGCUACAAUCACUCCAUUGAGGGAGGAAGAGGAGCAGAAGAAGAAGAUGAUGGAGGAAAAGCUGGAGGAGAUCAAUACAGACAUCUCAGCUCUUUCAUACACAAUCAAAGACACGGAGGAGAUGAUGAAAGACAGUGAUGUCUGCUUUCUGAAGAAGUUUCCAGUCUCAAUAGAAAGAGUCCAGAUCUCAUCACAGCCGGAUCCACAGACUCCUUCUGAACCUCUGAUUCAUGUACCGUGUUACUUUGACAACCUGCCCUUCAGAGUCUGGAAGAAGAUGCAGGACAUCGUCCAGAACAGUGAGUCUAGAGAAGAUCUGAGCUCUUAUACAUAA